ACUGAGGAGUUCAAUGUGGUUUUUGGAUGUGGAUAUAUGCGUUUUUCAGUGUAGCAUAAGAUAACACAUUAAAAAGAACACAGACAUGACGAGUACUCACCACAAAACGCAUUUCCUGAAUUGAAGACGAGGAGAAAUGAGAAUGCAACUGCAGAAGAAGAAGUCUUCAGCAUCAGUACCAACAGAAGAAACUCUCUUCUUUAUAACAAAAACGGCUAUUUAAGUCAAGGAGAUAAAUCCUAAGAUCAGCAAUGUUGAAUUCUACAUGUCCACAUUCAGAACGCCAGAAUGUGGUUUUUGUCACCGUGUAUUCAGUGGUCUUCAUAUUUGGACUGACGCUCAACGUCACCGCACUUGUAAUUUUUUUCCGCAACUCUAAAUCACAGUCGCACACCACCACGUACAUGGUUCACCUAGCCUUUGCUGAUGUUCUUCUGGUUUGUAUGCUUCCAGUGCGGAUCUUUUACCACACGGGGUUGGGGAUUCCGCCCCAGCAAUUAUGUGAUGUUACCGGUCUCGUAAUGCUAACUAACAUGUAUAGUAGCAUCCUCCUCCUCACAUGCAUUAGCUUUGACCGUUGCAUAGCAGUGUGCUUCCCGUUGUCUUCUCGAGUCCGUGAGGGCCGCAAGAAAGCAUGGUGCAUGUGUCUGGGAAUCUGGAUCCUAACAAUUGGAACGAGCUUUACGGUCUAUUUAAAAAAUAAUCACAAUGCCACUAAUACGAGCAUCAUGUGUUUUGGAAAUUUUCCGAGCUAUGCCACUCAAACAUCUGCUCUCAUUUCCACGCUAAUUGUUGGGUUUGGGAUCCCACUAACCCUUAUGAUUAUCAGCUCAUGGGGGCUCGUCCGGGCUAUAAGCAAAAGCACGGCUGUCCAGACUAGUGACCUAGUAGACAGUGGAAAGAUUAAAAGGAUGAUAAUAACUAACUUGGCGAUCUUUCUGUUCUGUUUUCUGCCUUAUCACGUUAUGCUUGUGGUACUUUAUGCCUAUGAAAAGACCACACCGUGCUCACUGUUAGCCGCCUACCGGUACAGCCUCAUGGUAGCUUGCCUGAAUGCAAUGCUCGACCCCCUGGCCUACUACUUCACAACAGAGACGUUUCGAAGGAAAAUGGACGUUGAGACUGCCGCUGUACGCAAAAAAUGGCAAACAAACAGUCACAGCUCGGACGGAAACAACCGUUCACGUGCCCCGCUCACAACGUAAGCGGCAGCUGAACUCAACUCCGAAGAUGAAAAUGAAUGUUUUGCAGGUCUCGUGCUUACAGUGAAUUGGUUGACAUGAAAGUUCUCACAUAGAUUUCGGCUGUAAUAGGAAGGAAACAUCUAGAGAUAAGAGAGUUCAGUCGAAUAUGACUCAUACGUUUAAAAACAAAGAAUGAAGAAAAAAGGAAGCCACAAGUCUUUUCAGUCCUGAACUGCUGUCUGCAUGCAAACAAUGUUUGCAAAUAAGUGUAAUGUAAAGUUUAAGUUCCUUUUUAGAGGGCCUUGGUUUUUCUCACAUAUGCAAGAUUGACAAUUUAAGACCAUUAAUUAUUAUUUAUGAACAUGUUCUAUGAGCAUAUCCACAUGUAUAUAUUUGUAAAGUUUUUACAUUUUUUAAACGAUUCAUAGCCUUUCAGUUGUGCAAUGGUGUUUUGUUGUUGUAUUUGUUACUGUUUGUAAGCAUAAUUUUGCAUGUAUUUUUGAAAUUUACAUAAAAUAAUAUAUGUACAUAUGUGUUUAAUUUAAGUUUAAUUGUUUAGAAUUUACUGUUACUUUUGAACGUUUUAGAAUUAGUAUAGUGAAAUUGUUUUAAAAAAAACACCAAACCCUCUUUCCUGCCCAUUUCUACACCCUUCCCCCUCUCUAGUCUCACAUCCGUUUGACCUGGUGUGCAUAGCUUGUUCUGAGCAUAACGAAAAUCUUCUCAUGUGUAUAUGUUAAUAAAAGUGUUUAGUCUCUU
Megalobrama amblycephala (Wuchang bream) is the source of this 1943-nucleotide messenger RNA. Its product is annotated as lysophosphatidic acid receptor 6. Gene Ontology annotation, biological process: behavioral response to pain; G protein-coupled receptor signaling pathway. Gene Ontology annotation, molecular function: G protein-coupled receptor activity. The record is from RefSeq and is a predicted model, not a curated record. Gene Ontology annotation, cellular component: membrane. Lineage: Eukaryota; Metazoa; Chordata; Actinopteri; Cypriniformes; Xenocyprididae. Bases 252 to 1205 code for a protein of 317 amino acids. The transcript has 2 exons.